Molecule: messenger RNA, 846 nt
Organism: Oncorhynchus kisutch (coho salmon)
Lineage: Eukaryota; Metazoa; Chordata; Actinopteri; Salmoniformes; Salmonidae
Product: T-cell ecto-ADP-ribosyltransferase 1-like
Exons: 2
Coding region: 1-846 (281 amino acids)
Molecular function (GO): NAD+ poly-ADP-ribosyltransferase activity; NAD+-protein-arginine ADP-ribosyltransferase activity
Source: RefSeq, a predicted model, not a curated record
AUGGGGAGAGACAACAUCCUAACCUUUGCUGUGCUGUGUAUCUUCCAUGUUUGGACUCUGGGUGUGGACUCGAAGAUGGUUCAUCUCCAUCAGCCUGGUCUCAAUUCCAGCAUACCCUUAGACAUGGUCCCUGACUCUGUUGACGACAUGUAUAACGGCUGCACUGAACAAAUGUACAACAAGGUGCAGAAGGAAUAUCUUGUACAUGAAAACAAAGAGCCCUUCAAAAAUGCCUGGAAGUGGGCCGAAAGGUGUGCAAAAAAUGUGAAGGAACGAUUCCGAAAGGACAAGUCUGAGUACAAUGUUGGCAACAAACUUUCACAUAAUCAUAUCAAGGCUAUCUGUGCUUACACAACAGGUCAUCCUUCAAUACACUCAGAGUUCAACCAAGCAGUCCGGACCAAUAGAUAUGAGUACACAACCUCCUUCCAGUUCCACUCCCUGCAUUUCCUCCUGACUGACGCCAUUCGCCUCCUGAAAAAAAAACAAUCUUGUCACAUCACAUACAGAAGAACCAAAAGGAAGUUUGAGGGGAGAGUUAACAAAACUAUUAGAUUUGGCUACUUUGCCUCCAGCUCUCUUAACAAGGACAAUUCUGAAUUUGGAGACAAGUCCUGCUUUGAGAUAGAGACGUGUUUUGGCGCUUACCUGAAGUCCUUCCCCAAAAUGGGGACAAAAGAAGAGGAGGUGUUGAUUCCACCCUAUGAAGUGUUCAACGUUACUGAAGUACUCAAGAAAGAAGAUGAUCCAACACUUUGGUGUGAUGUUGUGAACAAACUACAGAGCACCAAAAUAGCCAAGAGUAACCUGAAUUGCAAAAUGUUUAAGAAGCCAAUUAUUAAUUAA